Molecule: messenger RNA, 5479 nt
Organism: Cynoglossus semilaevis (tongue sole)
Lineage: Eukaryota; Metazoa; Chordata; Actinopteri; Pleuronectiformes; Cynoglossidae
Product: trichohyalin
Exons: 29
Coding region: 343-4416 (1357 amino acids)
Biological process (GO): regulation of DNA-templated transcription
Cellular component (GO): nucleus
Source: RefSeq, a predicted model, not a curated record
GCCACGUCUGACACACCAUGAUGUGAUAAAAAUGUUUCUUAAACAUGUGGUUUUUGUCUGAAAUCACUUUAUGAAAGUGUAAUAUGUUUUGAUUUUUUUUUAGUUUCUAAACUUGGAUUUGAAUGUCAUGUCUGUCAGGCAAAUUGCAGGUCCGUACUUUCUAAACUCCUUCUGCGUUGCUUUACCCUCUAAACGCCACAAGGUGUCAGACUAGACCCAAAAAUCAUCACGCCACCGUGAGAACGUAGAGGAAGACGAGGUACCUGGGCCGCUAACUGGAGAGAUAAUUGCUAAAGGCAGCAGCAGGCGACCAGUUUGACCUUCCUCAAACGUACAGUAGAGAUGGACGAGAGUUUGAAGUCAGGGACACGUACUGCACACAGUGAUGACGGUAAUCCAGCUUUGGAUCUGGAACUUUCUGUGUCCGACGCCCAGUGUCGUGCAGAAAGUGCAAGCACCCUUUCACUUCAGCUUUUGGAAUUUAAAAGUCAUCUACUGGAGGCCGUAGAAGAGCUGCAUAUCAGGAAGGAGGCAGAGACGAGAUUUGAAGAUCGGAUCAAUAAACUCAUGUUGGAGAAGCAAGAGCUGGAGAGAGAAACGGAGGCCCUCCAGCUUCAGAUGAAAACAUCAGCCACUCAGCACACAGAGUCACUCAGCGACCUUAAACAGCAGUUGCAAGACAAAAUCAGACUGAGUGAGGAAGAAAAGGGUAAGAACCAGCUGAGUGCUGAGUUAAAGGACAAAGAAAUCAACACCUUAAGAGAAGAGUGGAAGUCUCUACAGUUGCUGAAGUACAACUUAGAGAAGAAAAUAAACGAACAGGAGCAGAAACUGGUGAUGCAGAGUCGGUCCAAGGACCGUCAUCUGGCCCAGCUGGGAGAAGUGGAGAAAAGAUUUGUUGCUUUGUCCAGGCAGUGUGCCGCGGUCAAACAGGCCCACGAGACGCUGGGGCAAAACGUGGAGUUCGCCGUGGGACUGAACAACAAACUGACUUCUGAAAAUAAAAAACUAGAGAACGUCGUUGCGUCGCUCACAAAGGAGUUGGAGGAAGUGAACAACAAGAGGAUUAAAGCUCAGAUGACGUCGGUCAAACACGACAGGCCUCACAUUCACACGGGAAAAGAGCAGGAAAUACAGAUGCUGCAGCAGAAACUGACCACGGAAACUGAGAUGAAUAAGAAACUUCAGGCAGACAAUGCAGCGCUUCGUGCAGAAAAACAGGAGGUGAUGAAGGCUCUGCAGAAAACACAUCAUCUGCUGUUGACUCAGACACAGACGUUAAGGAGAGUUGAGCUGGAGUUACAGGCACAGAAUGAACAGUAUCAGGCCCUUAAGCAGGAACACGAAGUGAUGCGAGACAAAAGCAAGGCCCUGGAUGAAAGGUCUGCUCAGCUGAUGGAGAGCUGCACUGCCUCCAGGAGGAGCUGGGACUCUGAGAAGGAAAUGCUGCUCAACUCAGUCAAAACUGAGCGGCGGGAACUUGAGUCUCUGAAAGAGACGUAUGACCAGCUCCAUCAAAAACACACACUGGUCCUGUCAUCACUGGUCCAAGAACAGGCUGAGAAAAUAGUGGAGUUAGAGAUGAAGACCUCACACCAGUCCACCUCCUCAGUAAUCAACAUCCCCGACCGUCAGCGUGAUCCUGGUGUCACUUCAGAAUUCAUUCACACUGACUCCUCACAACCUGAACCUAAUCUUCCAUUGAACAGUGGGAACACAGCGUCUGAACUGAAGUGUGACCAAGAGUUUACAACAGGGCACGUGGCUCUAAAUGGUGAAGGUGAAGAGGAAAAUGAAGAGAAAUGUGAAAAACUUCAACUUGACUCUGAAGGACAAGAGGAAAGUCACAGAGAAGAAGAGGAAAAAAAUGAGGACGAGGAGUCGAUGAAAGACAAAGAGUUAAGAGAGGAGGUGAAUGAGGAGGAAAACGCUGAAGUGACGAAUGGAAUUCCCCAGAAAAUAGAUACAGCAAACAGACCGGAGGAGAACCAGGGGUCAGCAGCAAAGGAUUCAGGGGACACCAGAAGCACAGAGAGACAAACAACAACCGAUAGAGAGGAGGAAGGAGAAGACGAGAUGGAGCGAGCAGAAGAGAGAAGGCAGACGGCCGUGCACACACCAGAAACACAGAUACUGACCCAGACAACAACUGAUUGCUGUGAAGAAAAGAGCAACAGACUCCAGGUCGUUGACUCGAAGGACGCAGGGCCUCCAUUAGUCUCUGAAAACUUGGACGGCCCAGAACGUCCGUGUCAGAGCUUCUGUGAGCAGAACACUGUCUCUGACGGCACGGACAAAAUAUCUGUGACUGGUUUCACCUCUGAAGUUUUACAGCCUCUGAUUCCAGAGAAGGAUCGUGAUGUGAUUUCUGCAGAACGUCAAACAGAAGUGAAUGUCAGUGAAGAACUGAGAACCUCAGAACAAACACCACAGAGCAAAGAUCCCUCUGGAGUCACAGUCAUCUUAAAGCAAAUGGAUGAAAUGUGUCUCAAACAGCCCAACCAGUCCCCCCCAGCACAGUCGUCUCCUCAGGCCUCAGAGGACCAACAGUCCACAGAUCAGGGACAGUGUGAGGGUUUUUCAAGGGAAUGUAACUCAAACACAGUCACACCAGAGAACCAAGAUUUAACGUCUACUGACAAAGAUGUCGUGACGGACGCUGUAGACAAGAAAUCUGAGGAGAAGUCCAGAAACCUUCAGGGCGAAUCAAAGGAGGACAAAACAGGAGACAAAGAAGAGACAAAGACGAGUCACUCAGCAGGACUCAGGUCGUCCUUGGACCCGAGUCAAGGACGGCAUCACUUAGUUCAGACACUCAGCUCCUGUGGAAACGUCAGAGCGACUUUCAGCCAAACAGCCGUUUUCCCUAGAAGCAAGAAGUUCAAAGUUCCCCUGGUGAUCACCACCAGAUCAGAUGUGAUGGAUUCACUUCCCUCCACCAGACACCAACAGGGGGAGUGGAGAGCAGACAUGGAGAAGAGAGCUGCUCGAUCAAGGACUUCAUUUCCACUGUCUGCCACCGUCAGCACAGUCAGUGGACUGUCAGGGUCAAAGGUCACAGGGUCCACCAUGAAUUCAGACGUCCGUGACCUCACCCUGACCCGUGACCUGAACUCCCUGCUGACCCCGCUCCCUCCGUGCCCCAGCCCCAGCUGCCCGGCUCUGCCCGUCAGCACGGCCCCUCAGUGGGCUCCCGUCCUGGACUUUCACACCGCCGUUUCCCCUUACUCCUCUCUGGCCCCUCACGCCUCCAUGGGCUCCCACUCCUUCAUCAAGCAGGAGCCCACCUGGGGGGCCACGGGCGACCCCCUGCACCACGACACCGACCCUCACUGCGGCCUCAGCGCCUUCACAGUUCACUUCUCGGGUCAGUUCACGGGCACGGGCGCCUGCAGGUACGGGGCGGCGUUUGGGGCCCCUCCGCCGCCGGCCCCCUCCCAGCCUCAGCCUGUGACAGCUGCACAUCACCACCAGCCCCCCAGCAGGAUGUUCAGUAACCCACCCUACGUCACCAACUGUAUGGACACCCAGCAGGUGGCCCGUAACCAGACAGGUUACGGCGCGGUGGCGUUCGACGGAGCUUCAAACUACGGCCACACUCCUUCACACCACAGCUCUCAGUUCUCCAACCACUCCUUCAAACACGAAGACGCUCUGACUCAGCAGAACAGCAUGGUAGGUGAGCAGCAGUACCCUGUGCCUCCACCAGUCUACGGAUGUCACACACCUACAGACAGCUGUACAGGCAGUCAGGCCCUGCUGCUGAGGAACCCAUACAACAGUGGAGAUAGUUUAUAUCAAAUGACCUCUCAGUUGGAGUGUGUGGCAUGGAACCCUGUCAGUACGCUGGCCUCCAGCAUCAAGAGCCACGCAGCAGGUUACGAAAGCGACCCCAGCACCCCGAUGGUGUACAGCUGCAGCACGCAGUACCGCAUACACACACACGGAGUCAUCAGAGGCAUACAGGAUGUGAGGAGGGUCCCCGGUAUCGCUCCGACCAUCGUCCGCUCACAGACCAGUGAGAAGCGGCCCUUCGUGUGUGCCUACCCCGGCUGCAACAAGCGCUACUUCAAACUGUCUCACCUCCAGACGCACGGUCGCAAACACACAGGAGAUAAACCGUACCAGUGUGACUUUACGGACUGUGGUCGAAGGUUUUCCCGCUCCGACCAACUGAAAAGGCACCAGAGGAGACACACAGGAGUAAAACCCUUCCAAUGUGAGACGUGUGAGAGAAAGUUCUCUCGGUCUGACCACCUUAAGACACACACCCGGACUCAUACAGGUAAAACAAGUGAGAAACCGUUCUUCUGCCGGUGGCCGAACUGUCAGAAGAAGUUUGCUCGGAGCGAUGAGUUGGUGCGACAUCACAACAUGCACCAGAGGAACAUGACCAAGCUGCAGCUGACCAUCUGAGCCCCGAGGAGUCAAGGGUCAAGGGUCAAGGGUCGUGGUUUUCACCACGUUCGAAACUCCAACAGAGACGGUCAGACUUUGACGCGUUAAACACCUGAACUCCACACGGGACUCAUCAAGAAUUCAUGGAAAAAGAUCGAACCCUACACUGUAUAUAAGAGCUGUGCGUACGUACGGCCUGCUGUCAGUGAGCAUCAACUGGCGGUUCGUGGCCCUGAACCCGGCCCGUGACUGAACAUCAAAUAAUUCUGUUUGUUUUGAGUGUCCUGUCCACGAGGCGAGGCGUCAAAUAUAUGUGGUGACCACUGCUAUAGGUCAUUGGUCCGUUGCCAUGACAACCUUUCAGGCCAAACGCUAUCACAGCUAACACGUGCAUCCUGAGACCAGUUUUAAAGCCACAGAAGGUUGACAACUGUUGACAACGCAACGCAAAACACCACUGAUGAAAAUGUAGUCGUUGAACUUGUUACGUUAAUAUUUUUAGUUCUUGUUCUUUCCAGAUUAGACUUUCCUUCUUGAAUAUUCCAGUGCAGCAUAUAGUCUGGAAAAGACCUGUCCGUAAUCUGGACCACUUCUUAGGCAGCAGUGUCUGUCCCAAAGCAGGGCCUGUAGGGGGCAGUCUUGCUUUACAAAGGCUUGAUGGAUGUAACCUUUGAUCUUUAGAUUCAUUUAAAAUAAGUCACUGUUUUAAUUAGCGCCACAUUAGCUAACAACAUGCUAUCGACUGUUGCCAUGAACUGGUGUGUUGUUGUUUUCUGCUGGUGUUGAUGUGACGUCGGCAGGUGUAAAUAUGUGUAAAUGUUCCUUUAUUCUUUUUAUAUAUUCUGUAAAAUCAUGCACAGCACUUCUGGUCUAGACGAACACUGGUGUCGUAACUAUGACGUACGAUGUACGAUGUCUCACUGUUGUCCUCCAUCGCCACAUGUACAAAAAGGGAGGGAUGUCCGAUAAUAUCGGCCGACCGUGUUGUCGGCACGAUAUUAGCAUAAUUAUGUAAUGUCUGUAAGAAUCGUUAUCGGUUUUUCCUUCGAUAAUGAAAACCCAAUAACUCAAUGCCAAAUGA